This is a messenger RNA of Erpetoichthys calabaricus (reedfish), 805 nucleotides long. Its product is annotated as histone H1-like. Lineage: Eukaryota; Metazoa; Chordata; Cladistia; Polypteriformes; Polypteridae. The transcript has a single exon. The record is from RefSeq and is a predicted model, not a curated record. Gene Ontology annotation, cellular component: nucleosome. Gene Ontology annotation, biological process: nucleosome assembly. Gene Ontology annotation, molecular function: DNA binding; structural constituent of chromatin. Bases 171 to 752 code for a protein of 193 amino acids.
UUUCAAAAAAGGGGGAUUUUGUGAAGGCAGAAAACACACUUGCCAGUCCUCUUGGGAUGUACAGUGGGCUGGUUGAGUCUGCACGGUUCUCAUCAUUCUAAUAUGAGCGGCUGAGUCGUUGCGUGCGACUGAAACCUACAGAGAAAUCGAGGUGUGUGUAACUGAUCAAUAUGGCAGAAACCGCUCCAGCAGCCACUCCGGCUAAGUCGCCUAAGAAGAAAACGAGCUCAAAGCCUAAGAAGACCGGCCCUAGCGUUUCAGAUUUGAUCGUGAAGGCUGUGUCGGCUUCCAAAGAGCGUCACGGGCUCUCUUUAGCCGCGCUCAAGAAAGCUCUUGCUGCUGGUGGCUACGAUGUGGAGAAGAACAACGCUCGUGUGAAACUGGCUGUGAAAAGCCUUGUGAGCAAAGGCUCCCUCGUACAGACAAAAGGCACCGGUGCCUCCGGAUCCUUUAAAAUUAACAAAAAGCAGGCAGAGGCCAAGGAAAAAACCCCGAAGAAAAAGGCGGUUCCGAAAAAGAAGCCAGCAGCAAAAAAACCCGCUGCCGCCAAGAAAGUGAAGAAGCCGGCGGCAAAGAAGCCCGCAGCGGCUAAGAAGCCUGCUGCAGCCAAGAAAGCCACGAAGAGUCCCAAGAAAGCGAAGCCAGCUGCAAAGCCCAAAAAGGCAACAAAGAGUCCAAAGAAGGCUAAGGUAUCUAAACCCAAAUCAGCCAAGCCCAAGACCGUGAAGAAGGCUGCACCCAAGAAGAAGUGAUCCGUUUACAUGGAUUGAUAAAUGUACACACGAACGGCUCUUUUCAGAGCCCC